Molecule: messenger RNA, 1973 nt
Organism: Capsicum annuum
Lineage: Eukaryota; Viridiplantae; Streptophyta; Magnoliopsida; Solanales; Solanaceae
Product: ADP-ribosylation factor GTPase-activating protein AGD5
Exons: 11
Coding region: 276-1664 (462 amino acids)
Molecular function (GO): GTPase activator activity
Source: RefSeq, a predicted model, not a curated record
CCACUAUCUGUUUCAAUUUAACAGUCUCUUUUAUAAAAUUAAAGAGAUUUUAUUAGGUUCUUCCAAUACUAUUAAUAUCAUUAAAUAACUAUAAAAAAUAUAUUUACUCAAAAUUUAUAUUUUAAAACAUAAUUAAUAAGAUUAAUAUAGAAAAAUCAACCCCUAAUAAUUAUUUCUUAAUAAUGAUGAUAUAUAUACCAUUUUUUCGAAAUACAUAUCCAAUUCACAAAGAGAGAAAUUAGAUCUGCAAUAAUUUUCUGAUACAUAUAUUCACAAUGAAUGAGAAAGACAACGUUACAAAGGAACUCAAUGCCAAACAUAGAAAGAUUCUCGAAGGACUCCUUAAGUUGCCGGAGAACAAGGAGUGUGCAGACUGCAAAGCCAAAGGUCCUCGAUGGGCAAGCGUGAAUAUUGGGAUCUUCAUAUGCAUGCAAUGCUCCGGGAUCCACAGAAGUUUAGGGGUACACAUAUCGAAGGUUCGAUCAGCUGCGCUAGAUACAUGGCUUCCUGAACAAGUUGCAUUUAUUCAAUCAAUGGGAAACGAGAAGGCGAAUAGUUAUUGGGAAGCGGAGCUUCCUCCAAAUUAUGAUAGAGUUGGCAUCGAGAAUUUCAUCCAUUCAAAGUAUGAAGAUAAGAGGUGGAUCCCUAAGGAUGAGAAGGAGAUUCAAGAAGGGAGGGCCACAGGGCGACAACAGCGACAUUCUGACAGAAGUAGGCAUGAGCAUGUUCGUAGCUCCAGUGGUUCAUCCAAUGAGAGGGUAAGCAUGCAAUGCCCUAGCACAAAGCAAGAGAUGCCUGCUGCUAGAUUCAGUAUACCGCUGCCUCCAAGAGGGCCGGAACAAGUAUCUCCGGGUCCAAGUCAGUUGACACAACCAAUUGCAGUCGCUGAAUCUGCAAAGCAGGUCGCAGAAGUUGUCAAUCCUCCUAAAGUUGAUGUUUCUACUGAUCUUUUCGACAUGCUCUCUAUGGAUUCUCCAAAUGACAAUGGCGCAAGUGCUGCUUCUGUCGAUGAUAACUCGUGGACAGCUUUUCAAUCUGUUGAAGAAGAACCAGCAGCAAAAAGUGGUGUUGCAAAAGCUGAUCAUCGGAAAUGCCAAUCUGCCUCUGCAAUCGACGAUUUAUUCAAGGAUUCAUCAACACUUUCAUCAUCUGUUUCAACUUCUUCCUUGUCCGAGAAACCUCCGAAAGAUGUCAAAAAUGAUAUCAUGAACCUUUUCGACAAGUCCAAUAUGGUGUCACCAUUUGCUAUGCAUCAGCAACAACUUGCUCAGCUAGCUCAGCAACAGUCUGUUCCAAUGGCCGCUGCCGCUGCUAGUGGCACAUUGAAAAUCCCUGGGAAUGUUCAACAAGGCCCAAAUGGCUCCACCGGUUGGCCACACGUAGGUUGGGAGUUCCUUGGAAUGAUGACGCCAGCCGAUGGAAAAACUGAAACGGAGAAAUAUUUACAGAUGGGCAUGAUGGGAGCAACACAUUUAGCUGGAAAUUCUGCGGCGCUUUCAACAUCCAGCGUAUACCCAACCGGACAGAACUAUUCCGGCGAUGGUACUGUCAUCCCCUCGGUGCCAAGCGGAGGUGCUGCAACAACCCUUUCAUCAAGCUCUACACAAUCGAAAAAAGAGGAUGACUUCUCAUCUCUGACUCAAGGCAUGUUCUCAAAACGCUGAGAUUUUCGAGUAUCCUAGCUUUUGGUUAUGUUGCUCGGAUUCUCUAAAAGUGUUGUUGCACCUGUGUCGGAUUCUCCAGAACUACACUAUUUUUGAAGUACUCGACAUGCACCGGCCAUGGAUAUUUUUGAAGAGUCUGAGCAACAUAGGUUUUUGGAUUAUAGUAUAGUUACAACAGUUUUCUUCAUAUCUGUUGAUUAAUCUUUGUAGGUAGAAUAAUAAAGAUAUUGAACAGAAACAUCUAAAGUUAGCUUAACUUUGUUCAGCAAUUUUAUUUAUACAUCUGAGGUCAAUUGGUUUUGUUGUUCA